CCCUUCGUUUCUUCAGCGCCCACUCUCUCUCUCACAAACUUCAUCUUCACUAAGUCUCUGCAUUUCAACAAAUACUCCGAUUCACUCUCCCCCACUACUAUGGACAAAACAGCCACCGAGCCUUGGCGACUUGAGCCGCCGCAGCCUCUUUCCUCCGCCGUCUACCGCCCGCCGGACACUCCACUCGAACCCAUGGAGUUCCUCUCCCGCUCUUGGAGUGUUUCGGCUCUAGAGGUCUCCAAAGCUCUCGCCCCUCCUCGUUUGACCCUUUCUAAGCACCCCAACACCGGAAAUGGCCUCAUCGCCACCGUCGCUGCCGGCGGCGGCGGCGUCAUUUUGGAGGAUUUGACCGGUGAGCUCGACGAGGGUACCACUUUUUCUGGAAACCCAUUUUCCUUUGCUUCUUCUGAAACUUCGCAGAUGGUGAUGGAGCGGAUUAUGUCACAGUCGCAAGAAGUUUCGCCGCGGACUUCAGGCAGACUGUCUCACAGCAGUGGCCCUCUCAAUGGAGCCCAAAGUUGUGGUUCAUUAACAGAUAGCCCACCUGUCUCCCCGUCGGAGAUCGACGACGUUAAGUGUGGUCGCUCGAACAUCCCACUCAAUAACCAGUACAGAGUUACUGCCACUGGAGGAUCCACCACUGCUGGAGGUGGAAAGACUGUUGGGAGAUGGCUUAAGGACAGGAAAGAGAAGAAGAAAGAGGAAACAAGAGCUCAGAAUGCUCAGCUUCAUGCUGCUAUUUCUGUUGCUGGUGUGGCUGCAGCCAUAGCUGCUAUUGCUGCUGCCACUGCAGCUUCUUCUGGAUCUAGCAAAGAUGAACAUAAAGCCAAGACUGAUAUGGCUGUUGCCUCUGCUGCAACACUUGUCGCUGCUCAAUGUGUCGAGGCUGCUGAAGUUAUGGGUGCUGAACGCGAUCACCUUGCUUCAGUCUUGAGCAAUGCCGUUAACGUUAAAUCUGCCGGUGAUAUCAUGACGUUAACUGCUGCUGCAGCCACUGCUUUACGUGGGGCAGCGACUCUGAAGGCGAGGGCAUUAAAGGAAGUGUGGAACAUAGCAGCAGUGAUUCCAGUAGAUAAAGGAAUGGGAGUUGCUGCUGAGAAUGGCAGCAAUGGCACUUCCAACAGUAGUUUCAGUGGUGAACUUGUCCCUGAAGAAAAUUUCUUAGGCAUUUGCAGCCGAGAAUUUCUCGCCCGAGGCUGUGAACUCCUGAAACGCACUCGUAAAGGUGAUCUUCACUGGAAAAUAGUUUCUGUGUAUAUCAACAGAAUGAAUCAGGUUAUGUUGAAGAUGAAGAGCAGGCACGUUGCUGGGACCUUCACAAAAAAGAAAAAGAAUGUCGUUUUGGAGGUGAUCAAAGACAUGCCUGCCUGGCCCGGGCGCCACCUACUCGAAGGUGGAGACCACCGUCGCUACUUCGGCUUGAAGACUGUCCUUCGUGGCGUUGUUGAAUUUGAAUGUAAGAGCAUUCGUGAAUACGAGAUUUGGACUCAAGGCGUGUCUCGGCUUCUCUCCAUUGCUGCUGAGAAGAGAGGAGGCAGAGUUGUGGUUUGAGGAGAUACAUAUCGUUGGUUGUUACUAAGUAAGAAAGGGGAAAUAGGGGGAGAUCAAGAUGUGUUAAAUUUUCUGUUUUUUUUCCUCCUCUUUUUUUGUGUUUCUUUUGUAAAAAGAAUUUUAGAUUAAAGGUAAAAAAAAAAAAGGAAAAGGUUAUCCAAAUGGGGUCUCUCUUUAAUGAUAUCAAUAUAAACAGGGGGGGGCCCUUUUAUAUUUUGAUUUUGGUUGAAUUUGGAUGGUAAAGUAAAGGGCAAUUUGAAUCAAA
Messenger RNA from Benincasa hispida (wax gourd), 1816 nucleotides. RefSeq names its product VAN3-binding protein-like. The record is from RefSeq and is a predicted model, not a curated record. Gene Ontology annotation, biological process: phloem or xylem histogenesis; leaf vascular tissue pattern formation; auxin-activated signaling pathway. Lineage: Eukaryota; Viridiplantae; Streptophyta; Magnoliopsida; Cucurbitales; Cucurbitaceae.